AUGGCGCCCUUUCAAGAAACCCCGGAGGGUGCUGCGCCUAUCGACUCCGUACCAUUGAGGUUCGGUGUGGUCCUAUACCCAGGAUUUCAGGCUUUGGACGCCUUUGGGCCCCUGGACGCUCUCAAUGCCCUCUCCCUCCAUUACCCAACGAAGCUCUACAUCAUCGCCGAUACCCUCCAACCGGUCUCCACCAAGACCCCACAGAACUUCGAGUUUCCUGCAUCUUCAUUCGCACAGUCCAUUGUACCGACCCAUACCUUCGAAAACGUGCCCGAAAUAGAUGUUCUCAUCGUCCCAGGGGGAAUGGGAAACCGUCCGCCAGCGACCAUGGAUAGCGUCAUCAAUUACAUCCGCCAAGUCUACCCUCGCCUGCAGCAUCUUAUCACCGUCUGCACUGGGUCGUGGCUGGUAGCCCAAGCUGGGAUUUUGGAUGGGAGGAAAGCGACAACCAACAAGGCUUCGUUCAAGAGGAUAGCUGGGUUGUGUCCAUCGGUCGAGUGGGUUGGCCGGGCUCGAUGGGUAGUUGACGGAAAUAUCUGGACUUCGUCGGGGGUUACCGCGGGACUGGACGUUAUCUUCGCAUUCAUCGAGAAGGUUUAUGGAGAGCCCGUCGCCAAACUUCUUGCGAACUGGCUGGAGUACGAGCGACACACUGAUUCUACGUGGGACCCAUUCGCCGAGUUGUAUGAAACCCAGUAA
Molecule: messenger RNA, 699 nt
Organism: Coprinopsis cinerea okayama7#130
Lineage: Eukaryota; Fungi; Basidiomycota; Agaricomycetes; Agaricales; Psathyrellaceae
Product: DJ-1/PfpI family protein
Exons: 1
Coding region: 1-699 (232 amino acids)
Source: RefSeq, a predicted model, not a curated record